CUGCGAUGCAUCCUGCGACCAAUUGGCUAGCUGAUCUCGACCGCCCGCCACCUCUUGCGGUCAUGUGAUCGCUGCGCUCGCCUGAUCGCUCGGGGAAAACAAGCUACCGAGUCCCGGCGUUUCUUCGGUAAACAGAAGAGAGUAGCAUUACUCGGAGAAUCAGCACAUCAUCGCCGUUCCGAAACCUAUAUAACCAAUGGGUGUGCCUUCGAGGGCCCCCCAUGUCGUCGGAGCUGGACUACCUAGAGCUACGCAAGUACGCAAUUAUCAGGUCCCACACGAUCAAUCAGACACAGAAUUCAUACCCGCAGCGAAAUGGCUCAAACUCAAUCUGCCGAAUGGCAGCCUCCUGCCGGGUUGCUUCCCAAGACUUUUCUGCAUGGAUAUGCUACGGCUUCCUAUCAGGUCGAAGGUGCUCACGACAAGGACGGCCGUGGUCCCUCGGUCUGGGACGACAUGUGUCGAGUCCCAGGUCAGAUCGCCGACGGUAGCAGCGGAGACGACGCUUGCAACUCGUACUACAUGACCGACGUCGAUGUUCCCUUGCUCAAGAGCCUUGGAGUCAACGCCUAUCGUUUCAGUAUCAGCUGGAGCAGAUUGAUCCCUCAAGGCGGCAAGGACGAUCCCAUCAACCCGGCAGGGAUCGCCUAUUAUAACAAGCUCAUCGACGCUCUCUUGGCCCACGGUAUUACUCCCUUCGUCACCCUCUUCCAUUGGGACCUACCUUCCGGUCUCGAGAAACGCUACCGAGGAUGGACUUCGAGAAACGUCCUGGACGACUUUCAGAACUACGUGCGACUCUGUUUCAAAGAGUUUGGGGACCGGGUCAAGAACUGGAUCACCCUCAAUGAGCCUAUCUGCGUGGUCAUGUUUUCGAGCUUGGGCUUGAAGCCUGAUUGGGACCACGAGAAGGACUUCUACCCCAUUGCGCAUCACUUGAUUCUCGCUCACGCGCAGACGGUGGACAUUUACCGUCGAGAGUUCAAGCCCGAACAAAAGGGUAUCAUCGGGAUCACUCUGAACUGCGACUGGUGUGAGCCCAUUGACGAUUCUCCCGCUGCCAAACAAGCCGCUCAACGACGAAUGGACCAGAGCCUUGGAUGGUACGCUGACCCCAUCUACCUUGGACAUUAUCCCAAGUCGAUCGAGGACAAGGCCCCCAAGUUCACGGAAGACGAGUGGAAGUUGAUCAAGGGCAGUUCCGAAUUCUUCGGCCUGAACUCGUACUCGACCCUGUAUACCAACGGCGAAUCCGACCCUGACGACCAUCUUGGUGGAAACACCCGUGCGGUAAGGAAGAAGGACGGCGUUCAUAUCGGAAACGAGGGGCACUUGGAGUGGCUGUGUGAUGUACCUUGGGGUUUCGGAAAGUUGUUGGCUUAUAUCAACGAGAAGUACAUGUUGCCCAACGACAUCCCUCUGAUCGUGACUGAGCAGGGCUUUGCCGUCAAGAACGAACACCUCAAACCCCUCCCCGAGCUCUUGAAGGAUACCGAGCGGAUCGACUAUUACCGCGGAUACCUCAAAGCGCUCACUGAAGCCAUCUCCAAGGGGAUGCGAUGCGACGGAUACAUGGCCUGGUCGUUCAUCGACAAUUUCGAAUGGAAGGAAGGUUAUAUCCCCGCUUUCGGGGCCGUUCAUGUCGACAGGAAGAAUGGGGAAUGGACGAGGACCCCGAAGGAUUCGACCAAGUGGUUGAAGUCGUUCUGGGAUCGGGUCGUUGAGGCUUAGAGUGCAUGAGGAGGACGAGACGGACUGAGGGACCAGGAGGCCAUAUCUGAGGAAUGUCACGUGUACAAGUAAGAUGUGGAACCUCUGUAAGACGUAUAUAUCGAAGGGCGACAUCAUCGGGCCAGACACAUCGUUAUCAUCGAGGUCAUUCGAAUCUUUGCGACGAUAGAGGCCGGAACGAUGAUCGACCGGAAGCAAUUAUCGAUGAAUAUGCUUCCGUCGUCGGUGAUGUCAUCGCGUAGCUCGGCAGGCAGGACUCUACCUCGACCAGCGACCAGCUAUCUUGCC
Filobasidium floriforme is the source of this 2019-nucleotide messenger RNA. RefSeq names its product beta-glucosidase 1A. Gene Ontology annotation, molecular function: beta-glucosidase activity. The transcript is spliced from 10 exons. The coding region runs from base 316 to 1731 and encodes 471 amino acids. The record is from RefSeq and is a predicted model, not a curated record. Lineage: Eukaryota; Fungi; Basidiomycota; Tremellomycetes; Filobasidiales; Filobasidiaceae. Gene Ontology annotation, biological process: carbohydrate metabolic process.